Messenger RNA from Hyposmocoma kahamanoa, 4457 nucleotides. RefSeq lists its product as uncharacterized. Gene Ontology annotation, biological process: DNA integration. NCBI's taxonomy places the organism in Eukaryota, Metazoa, Arthropoda, Insecta, Lepidoptera, Cosmopterigidae. Gene Ontology annotation, molecular function: zinc ion binding; nucleic acid binding. The transcript has a single exon. The coding region runs from base 159 to 4457 and encodes 1432 amino acids. The record is from RefSeq and is a predicted model, not a curated record.
UGUAUGUAGGUAUGUGUGGCUGCGCCCACCACCAGUUCAUAUUAUAAUAAAUCAGUGCAAAGCUAACCAGCGAUCGUUUCACUUGUCAACGCAGCUCCGUUCCGUAUAUUUAACAGUGGCGACGAACUACCCGCAACAAAAAAAAAAUAUUGUGCAAAAUGGCGAAUAUUAGUGCUCAGUUCGGGAUUUUAAAUAGUUUCGAUCACAAUACACACACAUGGAAAACGUAUAAAGGUCGUAUUGGGCAAUAUUUCGUAGCAAAUAAUUUUAAUGAAUCGACGGAUCCUGAGGGCAAGAGAAGAAAGGCGAUCCUGCUAAGCGCACUCACAGAGGGUACCUACAAGCUAGCAACGGACCUGACUUUACCCAAGGAAAUCGACGACGUGCCCUACGAAGAUUUAUUAAAUCUUUUAGACACUCACUUCACACCAAAGAGUGUCGGGUUUGGUGAGCGUCACAACUUUUACGCGGCCGCUCAACAAGUGGGUGAAACCCAUUCUCAGUGGGCAGCGAGAUUACGAGGUCUGACUGCAAAGUGUGGCUUCCUCAAUGUCGAAGAGGCGCUGCGCGACAAGUUCAUAAUGGGCAUGCUACCGGGACGAGAAAAAGAAGAGCUGUACGCAAAGGAUUUAGCCGGUCUCACGCUAGCCAAGGUCGUGGAGACCGCGGAGAACCAUGUCAGGGCACGGAGCGCCGCGGCCGCAAGCUCCGCCGCCGGCGGCGCCGGCCUAGCGAGCGCGUCCCAUGAUCAGUUGUUCAAGAUCUCAAACAACGGGAAUCGUGGAAGUGUAGGCAAAGUAAAGUGUAGUGUUUGUGGGUUUACGAAUCAUAAGUCCUCGGAGUGUAAAUUUGCAAAUUACAUUUGCAAAAAGUGUCACGUGAAAGGCCAUUUGCGUAAAAUGUGUUCUAAAGUGAAUUACGUAAAGGUGGAUUGCGGUGGCCAGGGUGAGGAUGACGAAAGCGAUGACGGUGAGCUUUAUUACAUUCGUUCAUUUAGGGGUGCACCCAUGGUAGAAACAGUUCUAAUUAAAAAUAGACCGUUUCAAUUUGAAAUAGACAGUGGGUCAACAGUAACUGUAGUGUCGGAGGUCUUGUAUAAAACUCAUUUUAAAGAUGUGCCGUUAUCCAAUACUAUGAAACAGCUGAUGACGUACAAUGGAAAGAAAAUUGAAUGUGUAGGUAUAUUUCGUUUGCCGAUAAGUUAUGCGGGACAAACUCACGUUAUUGUCUUUUAUGUAAUACGUGACGGAGGCCCGCCUCUUCUGGGUAGGGAUUUUAUAUCAGCGUUUAAUUUGCAAUUGGUACCGGUGAAUUUUUGUGUGGAUUCUGUACCACCUGUUGAAUUGUUGCAACAACAAUAUUCAGAGCUGUUUUCGGACAAAUUAGGCACUUUUAACAAGUACAAAAUUAAGUUGUUGUUGAAAGAUAAUGCUAAACCGGUUUUCUGCAAGGCACGUCCCGUCGCAUUCGCUUUGCGCGAUAAGGUCAAUCACGAAAUUGACAGGUUGGUCCGGUUAGGUAUUAUUGAGCCUGUCGAGCACUCAGAAUACGCAUCUCCGAUAGUUCCAGUUCUUAAAAAGAAUGGGUCAGUCAGAUUGUGUGCCGAUUACUCUAGAACUAUAAACAAACAGCUGCAGGUGGAAAAAUAUCCACUUCCCACAACUAGUGAACUGUUUUCUAAAAUACAUGGGGGUCAACACUUUAGUAAAUUAGAUUUAUCUAUGGCAUAUAACCAGUUUGUUUUAGAUAACGAGUCAAAAAAUCUUACUUGCAUAAAUACAAACCGUGGGUUAUAUACUUUCUCUCGAUUAGUAUUUGGGUUAGCCAGCGCACCCUCCAUUUUUCAACGCGCAAUCGAAGGGGUGCUUUCAGGUCUAGAUGGCGUAUUAUGUCUAUUAGAUGACAUUUUGGUCACUGGUAAGGACUGGAAGGAGCAUCUUGAAAGGCUGAAUGCUGUGCUGAAGCGGCUGCAGGACGCAGGCCUUACAUUACAAAAAGAAAAAUGUAGAUUUUUUCAGGAUAAAGUUCAUUAUCUUGGCUAUAUCAUUACGAAAGACGGGUUGAAGAAAGCACCGGAAAAAAUUAAGGCCAUGGUUGAAGCACCAGUUCCGAAAAAUGUUAGUGAGUUGCAGUCAUUCCUAGGGCUCAUAAACUAUUAUAGGAAUUUUGUACGAAAUGCAUCCGCAAUCCUCAGUCCUUUAUAUGAAUUAUUGAAAAAGGGUUGUAAAUGGGACUGGAAUGAAGUUCAUGAUACGGCAUUUCGAGAAAUUAAAAAAGUUAUGACAUCGGAACAGGUUCUUACACAUUUCGAUUCAAGUGCGACGAUCAUUUUAACCGUCGACGCUUCUCCUAAGGGGUUGGGAGCUAUUCUUUCUCAAAUAGGUAAAGACGGUGUAGAACGACCCUUAUCUUUCAUGUCGCGUACGUUAAAUGCGGCGGAAAGGCGAUAUGCUCAAAUACAGAAAGAGGCAACUGCAAUAAUUUAUGGCGUGCGACGAUUCCAUCAAUAUUUGUAUGGCAGAAGCGAACCUUUCAUAUUACGAACGGACCACAAGCCACUUCUGUCCAUUUUCGGGCCACAUAAGGGCAUUCCAGAGAUGUCUGCAAAUAGAUUACAACGGUACGCUUUGUUUCUGAGUAGCUAUAACUACAAAAUAGAAUACGUUCGCAGCGCUGAUAACAGUGCGGACUACCUGUCGCGCGCGAGCCUGCCGAGAGAAGUGCACGAGUGCGCGUGCACCGAACAAUGCAAGUGCUGCGAUUGCGAGGUAGCAUAUGACCGGGCGACCUAUGUCUGUUUCGUAGUAGACGGCAGCAUGCCCGUCACUUUACACAGAUUACGCGAAGAAACAAAAUCGGACAUAGUCUUACGUCUAGUCAUUAACUGCAUUAUGAAAGGCUGGCCGCCUAAAGUUGAUGAUAUUCGGUUAAAACCGUAUCAUUUGUGUAGAUCACAACUGUCUUAUGAGAAUGGAUGCGUAAUGAGAGGUCAUAAGGUCGUCAUCCCCGCGAGUUUACACCAGACAAUGUUAAAAGAAUUACAUUCGUCGCAUUUAGGUAUAGUUAAAACAAAGGGCGAGGCUCGUUCUAGAUUUUGGUUUCCAGGAAUUGACCAAGCGGUGGAAACCAUGAUAGGUACGUGUGAUGUGUGCAUUCAGUUGCGCCCCUCGCCGCCCCGCGCCCCGCUGACUCCGUGGGAGUACCCAGCUCGAUCAUUUGAUAGAAUUCACAUAGAUUUCCUUGGUCCAAUUAAAGGUUGUGUAUACUUAGUAGCAGUAGACGCACAUACUAAGUGGGUAGAGGUAUACAAUAUGAAAACGUCCACGUCAUCAGCGGCAGUGAUUUUAAAAUUAUGUGAAUUUAUGUCUAGAUUCGGUGUUCCUAAAACGAUUGUUAGUGAUAACGGCACAGCUUUUUGUUCGCGGGAAUUUGAGUUGUUUUGUUCAACAAACGGGAUUUCGCAUAUGACGUCACCGGUCUACCACCCGUCGAGCAACGGCCAGGCCGAAAGUUUUGUAAAAAUUGUGAAAAGGGGAAUAAAGUCGUGUCUUUUGUGGGAUCUCAACGCGGGGGAUACGUGGACAAAAUUACUGAAAUACCUAAUGGAUUACCGUAACUCUGUUAACACUACCACGGGGCUGUCUCCGGCUCAACUGGUAUUCGGUCACAAGUUAAGAUCUAGAUUAGAUUUGAUUGAUCCAAACUCAUCGGCACCCUCGCCACCGCCGUCGCCUGAUAUAAUAAAUAACCAACAGUGUACACGAAAUAAGGAAGGGAAAACCAGAGUUAAAAAAUUAAAGAAAAACGACAUUGUACUGUACAAAAAAUUUAUUAAUAAAACAAAGUAUACAUGGUGUAAAGGAAUCGUACAGAAAAAAUUAGGAAAUGUUCUAUAUUUAGUGAAAGAUAUCGAUAGUUCGGAAAUGUAUAAAAGACACAUAAAUCAAUUAAUGUUGUACAAAGGGACUAGUAACAAUUAUUGGGACUCGGUACAUAGUUCAAAUGUAAACUUACCUGUUGCGUCACCGCCGCCGCCGCUGCCGCCGCCACAGUCGCCUCCGCCGCCGCCGCCGCCGCCGUCUUCGCCGCUGUCGUCUCUUACACCGCUGUCCUCGUCGGAACCAUUAUCGCUGUCUCCCGAAUCACCGGAACCCCAGGUUGAACUCCCAUCACCGAAUAUUGCUUCACAGUCAGCCAGUGGAAGGAGAGCCGAACUGUAUGUGCCGAGCGAUUCUCCAUGGUCGGGAGAGGACGAAUAUGCGAGCGGAACUCUACAGAGGGACGAUGAGAUGCUAGCUGAUUCCGUCUGCGCUACUGCGAGACAAUCGAAUUCCGACGAUGAGUUCUACGAAGCGGAAGCCGAAGUCGAUACCCGGGACAAGCCACAGGGUCCCGGAGUUGUACCAAAAAGAUUGUUACGCCCACGUCCCAUUGUGUCUUAUAAAAAGUACUUUUAA